Messenger RNA from Solea solea (common sole), 2043 nucleotides. It is a transcript of the gene pmelb, whose product is annotated as premelanosome protein b. The record is from RefSeq and is a predicted model, not a curated record. Gene Ontology annotation, cellular component: melanosome. Gene Ontology annotation, biological process: melanosome organization. Bases 26 to 1855 code for a protein of 609 amino acids. NCBI's taxonomy places the organism in Eukaryota, Metazoa, Chordata, Actinopteri, Pleuronectiformes, Soleidae. The transcript has 12 exons.
UUCACUCAGAGGAGACGUUCUGACAAUGUGGACCCCUGCUGUUCUGCUGCUGCUGCUGCUGCUGGCAGUGACUUCACACACUGUGGCAAAGCCUAAAAACCGUUUCACUCGCUAUCCGUCAUGGAACACCAAGAUGUACCCAGUUUGGAAAGAUGCAGACCCACGAUACAGAGACUCCUGGAAAGGUGGACGAGUGACCGUCAGUGUAGCAAAUGAUUCUCCAACUCUGACCGGAGCCAAAGUCACCUUCACCAUCGACCUGGAGUUCCCACACAAUCAGAAAGUGCAGCCUGAUGGAGAAGUUGUUUGGGCUGAAGACUCAUUUGCCAACGGAACAAAAUACUAUGAGUCCCGGCCAGUUUACCCAACACAGAACACAGACUGGGAGGCUGUUUUUCCUGAUGGGACCCCGUUUGCAAAGGACCAGAAGCCAGGUUUCGUGUUUGUCUGGAAGACCUGGGGUCAGUACUGGCAGGUGGCAGACGGACCCUCCUCCUCUCUGACCAUUGGUACAGACGACAUCCCGUUGGGCUCCUAUACCAUGGACAUCGUCAUCUACCACUACCGCAGCAAAGAGAGGUUCAUCCCUCUGGGAUAUGCCUCCACUCAGUUCUCCAUCACUGAUCAAAUCCCUUUCGCUGUCGCCUUGGAACAAAUCGAUGACAUAGUGGCAGGAGACCUGCGUUUCAUCCAGAACAGAGCAAUAACCUUCACCGUCACCCUCCAUGACCCCAGCCAGUACCUCAGUGAUGCGGACGUCACCUUCAACUGGGACUUCGGAGACGAAAGUGGCGCGCUCAUAUCCAGAGAGCUGACCGUCACUCACACCUACAUCACCUCUGGCUCAUUCAAGCCUCGGGUGGUGAUCCAGGCAGUCAUCCCGGAUAAGACCUGCAAUCCGCCAGUUGAUCCCACGACCCAGACUCCUGGUCCACAUCCAGGGAAAGUGUCAGCACUGUCUGCUCUCUCUCUACUGGUUUCCACCAAGUCAACUAGUCUGAAUGUCAAUAUGGCGUCCUCUGACACAGAGGAAUACAACACUGAAGAUGAGGCCUCCACGGCCUCCGCCAGCCAACCUGUGCAGGAAACACCCACAGUGGCCAAGACUCCCUCCACCAUUAACCAUGACACACCAGUGGACACUGAUGCAGGGACUGGGCUCACAGCAGGUGCAAAGCAAACAGUGACCCUAACAAGCCAAGCUACAGUGGUGGGAGCUGCUAAAAGCGAUGCCGAUGGCGAUUGUGUGAUUUAUCGUUAUGGCUCCUUCUGCACUGGCAUUGAAGUGUUUGAGGGCAUCAGAACAGUAGAGAUCACAAAAGUGGACAAUGCUGUCACGGCAACAUCGAAAAUGGGCAAAAAGGUUGUGGAUAUCACCGUUACCUGCCAGGGAAGCUUUCCCAGGGAAGUGUGCAGUGUGAUUCUGGAUGCAGACUGCUUGAAACCAAUUCACACAGUGUGCAACACGGUGGAGCCGUCACAGGAGUGUCAGCUGGUGCUGCGUCACUUCUUCAACUACUCUGGUGUCUACUGCAUCAACGUGUCCAUGUCCAAUGAUGUCAGUUUAGCCGUCACCAGUUCCAAAUUCAACAUUGGGAUAAGUCCUGGUGUUUCCUCCUCUGGCGCCAUUGCCCUGUUGCUGGGUUUCCUGGCUCUUGUUCUAGUCAUAGGAAUAGUGGCAUAUACCUACAAGCGUUUCAAGUCCUACCGACCUCUGAAGGAGGACCUGCUCGUGUCAGGAGGUCAGCAGGUCAACGGGGAUCAGCGCUGCUCUGCGCCAUCCGUCCUCUGCAACCUCCUGAAGAGACGAGAAGCUGUCGACAUUGGCCCUCUGCUGCAGGACAAGCCGGUGUGAACCGUCGCUGGCCUCACACAAACACAAUAAAACACCAAGCAGCAUCGGAUUUGCAGGUUACAGACACCUGGGAUGCCUUUUUAUACUUUUAUAAAAUACAUGUUUUCUAUUAAAUUUGGAAUGAUACCUUUGACAUAUUGCAAAGUUCAAUUUUUGUGAGUUGUAAUAAAGAGCUUCAAAUUGUGCAA